Macroventuria anomochaeta is the source of this 1377-nucleotide messenger RNA. RefSeq lists its product as uncharacterized. Lineage: Eukaryota; Fungi; Ascomycota; Dothideomycetes; Pleosporales; Didymellaceae. Bases 439 to 1209 code for a protein of 256 amino acids. The transcript has a single exon. The record is from RefSeq and is a predicted model, not a curated record.
CCUCCAUCCACCCCAGCACUUCACGUUAUCAGAUCACUUCGCGCCCGUACUUCACUCUGGCCUAGUCAACACUAUCGUUUAUCAAGAUAUCAGGCUUCUCACGUUUGAACCGGCCUUGUGUACCUGGACUUGGCGCUUUCGCAAUAGCGUCACACUCAGGAUUAUCGAAGCGCCUUGUGCACAGAUAAUGCUCUUCACGAGAUCACAUCUUCAGGCGUGUACUACAUAUCACACAACCGUUUAACCAUUACCCAAGUCUUACAGACCCGCCGCUUCACUCACCCUGAAAGCCUCACUUUUUGACCGCCACAAAAGGCAACAACGCGACACGCUAGUAAACGCCACAUUUGAUAUCAUUGAAGUCGACAUAAGACGACAGGAAGUUAUCAUAGACUUCUCAAAUAACGCAUUUCGGGUUCCCCAAAGGCCUCGGAAGAUAUGAUGUCUCACGCAAAUCUGGUCAUGGCGUGUCAAUGGGGGUGGUCCAGCACACCUGACUCAGAACACGCACAGCCUACCACCUCAACCGCGCCACAGUCCACAUCAACCACACCCUUCAAUAACAUUCGGAGCAAACGAUUUGCACCAUGUCAGGGCCGUCUCUAUCACCAGUUGCUGUGUUCACAUCGUAUUCGGACCGAUCUCGUCGAAGACUGUGGCGGCAACUGCGUUGAGCCUUUUGGAAAUUCCACGGGCCUUGCGUUCGUCUGCAAUGAAUGUAUCCAGGAAGAAGCUAUCGACAUUUGGGAGCAGCGAAAAGCGCAACACGGCGCAUCUUAUCCGCCUAUCGACCAAAUGUCGAAAGAGCAGUACGAUCUAUUCUUUGAGGAACGCCGAUUGCUGGAAGCUGAGUUUGCACGAGAGCACAAGCUCUACGAAAUGGAAUUGAAGGCCAACAUGCGGCCAAGCAACAUCUGUUCCGCACAAGAAGCGAGCACAGAAGAGACAGAGUUUGCGGCUGAACUGGACUCUUUAUCACUGGCAAUGAUGUCUUCUGGCGAUGGGGCAGUUCAACAUCAACUUGCGCAAACUCGCGGUCGGUCCAGCUUACCAAGCGACGCGUCUGAACAGCUGCACUGGACCCUGAACUCGCUUGCGCUGGAUCGUGGCGCAUGUGGCAUCGAAUAUUCGACAUCGCAGUCUCCGAACGGCGUACCCUCGUUACGGCAGAUGAACGAGGAAGAGCUGUGGAAGAAGCCGCGGGAGUGAGCGGACGAGGGCUAGGACCGACAUGAUGACGUUCACCCGACGCAAGGCCAGCGUACCACCAUGUCUGCGAUUGAUGAUGUUUGUUAGCGGCAUGGAUCUGGAGUUUAGCGGCAUUUACAGGUGUUGACUGCGUAGCAGUACGCAAGAAUUGAAUCUCUACUUCAAGAU